This is a messenger RNA of Hermetia illucens (black soldier fly), 4290 nucleotides long. RefSeq names its product integrator complex subunit 6 (gene IntS6). The coding region runs from base 1077 to 3965 and encodes 962 amino acids. Lineage: Eukaryota; Metazoa; Arthropoda; Insecta; Diptera; Stratiomyidae. The record is from RefSeq and is a predicted model, not a curated record. Gene Ontology annotation, cellular component: integrator complex. Gene Ontology annotation, biological process: snRNA 3'-end processing. The transcript has 3 exons.
ACAUCGCAUCAGUUCGAUUUCAGAGCGAGGCGACAUUGCACAUGAAAGGACGAUUGGGCAGAACUGUUGCUGAUUUUUCGUUAUUUACACUUACACACUCCAAUUUUGUACAAUUUUCUCAUAAAACGAGUGAGCCCUCGCCCAAGGGGAUUACUCAAUCGUCUUUCGUAGCGGUCAGCGCGUCGUCCUAGUGACAUUUAACGUGGAUUUCGGGUAAUGCUGAUGUGAUUUCGUGUAUUGAAAUUCGAAGGCGAGAAGUGGUGUCCCAUCGGAUAGCUUUUGACAGGAGAGUGUAUGUGGAAGAGGAGUGUGUUGCGGCGAGUGUGUGUAGUGCAGCGACCGAGGCGAAGCGACACACAAUCAAAGCGAGCGGUGUGCAGUGCGGUGGCGACGAAAUGGGUGUGUGCAUUCGAUGUUAUCACAAACGUAUCGGAUCAAGUCCACAGUUGCACGCGACCGAUGUGGUUUUUGUCUCGGGGUGAAAUGUCAAAAGCGUCGAUGGCGUACCUCGUUCGCAUUUAUACACGAUUUGCUUUCCCAUUCUCAAUGCAUUUGUGAGAUUUUUACGAGCGGAUAAACUUUAUUCUGCUGUUUACAUACUGCUCGUCCGCCUAUUCGAUGUCAAUUUAUUGUUUAUCUGCUUGUAGAUUGCGUUAUACGAUCGCGAUUGUUAAGCGCGUCGUCGAUUGGACCCCAAAAUCGGUCGCUGACGUUGCCUGCACAACCCUGGAGGGUAGAAUCCAAUCCCAAAGUAUCAGAGGUGUAGGUGCACUGAGAGUUUUAUAUGCCAGAUAGGAAGCAGGUUUGGAGUGCUGUGUCUCUGGGCGGCGUUGGACGCGUGUGACAUUAAGCUCCAAUUCGGCUGCCACUCAAAUCCAACCUCGUGGUCAAUGAGUCGUGACUAAGAGCUUCUAAUUGGAUUAAUCUCUAGAACAGAAGAAUAAUAUUCACCUCGGAGUAAAUAAGUCGCGAACUUCUAAAAAAAAAUUGUAAUUUCAUAUUGCCGCUCACAUAAAGCAUUAUUUAUUGCAGUUUCCAGUGCAAAUGUACUUACAGCCGAUUAAGCGAAUGUUAGAAUGACGAUAAUAUUAUUUCUGAUUGAUACAUCGGCAUCUAUGUGCCAGAAAGCGUACGUAAAUGGCGUACAGAAAAGUUACUUGGAUAUUGCAAAGGGAGCAGUGGAAACCUUCUUGAAGUAUCGUCAACGAUCGCAAGAUUGUCUUGGUGACCGAUAUAUGCUGCUUACCUUCGAGGAUCCUCCAUGUAACGUGAAAGCCGGCUGGAAGGAGAACCAUGCCACGUUUAUGAAUGAGUUGAAAAACUUACAAUGCACUGGACUUACAUCAAUGGGUGAAGCACUAAAAAAUGCCUUUGAUCUGUUGAAUUUGAAUCGUAUGCAAUCAGGUAUUGAUACUUACGGACAAGGCCGAUGUCCAUUUUACCUUGAACCGUCCGUGAUAAUUGUCAUAACUGAUGGCGGUAAAUAUUCCUCUCGGAAUGGAGUACAUCAGGAAAUUGUACUGCCACUCAAUGCCCAAAUUCCUGGAACAAAAUUCACAAAAGAGCCAUUUCGAUGGGAUCAACGUCUAUUUUCACUUGUUCUGCGCAUGGCGGGCAAUCGCGUGGACGAGCGCGUUGAAGGAAAAGUCCCACAUGAUGACUCGCCCAUUGAACGAAUGUGCGAGGUAACAGGAGGACGAUCGUACCGGAUCAAAUCACAGUACGUUUUGAAUCAAUGCAUAGAGAGUUUAGUGCAGAAGGUGCAGCCAGGUGUCGUGCUCAACUUUGAAACUCUGAUUACGAAAGACUUGAAAGACGGCGAAUCGCAGGAUCUAACAUUUCAGGCGAUGAAAAAGAUGAUAUACGUUCAAAAGCACCCAACGCAAAAAACCUUUCCGAUGGGAUAUUGGCCACUGCCUGAACCCUAUUGGCCAGACCCGAAAGCCAAUACUUUGCCACCUCGUGAUGCACAUCCAAAAUUGAGGAUUUUAGUUCCAUGUGUUGAUGAACCUCAAAUUGUGCGGAAUUUUCCUGUUGAUAAGUAUGAAGUGGAGGCAAGCCCGCUCACGUUGCAGAUUCUUUCGAAACGGGAACCGAAUAAAUGUUGGCCGGUGAUAAUAUUAAGCGGGAUGCAUGGCAUCGAUGGAGUACCUUUCGGAUAUCUGAAGGCGAAUCCAAAUUUCACGCAGGUCCAUUUGUAUGUUUUGGCUUACAAUUAUCCAGCAUUGCUACCUCUACUACACGAUCUAAUUCAUAAAUUUAUGCUGAAUCCACCGAAUGAUUGGAUGUAUAAGUUCAACUCGUAUGUUCGUUCGAUUCCGCAGUAUUACUGUCCGUUUUUGAGACGAGCUCUACUUAACAUCAACGUUCCGUAUCCACUGUUGCAGUUCAUGCUCCCGGAAAACGUUGAUAACUACUUAAGUCCGAAUGUUGCGAAUUAUCUAAAGCAGAUUAAGAAUACCGCGAAACAAGACCAGGAGAACCUCUGCCUUAGGGUGUAUAAGCAGCUGAAACAGCCCAAGCCGCCUUACCGUCAAGUGGAAACUGCCAAGUUGAAUUGCGGACAACAACUAAGAAGGGAUUUAGUUCGACACCCAAUGCUGCGGGAAACAUUCAGUAAAAUGCAUAGCGAUAUUACACCUUUUGAAAACUACACAAUUGUCGUACCUUCAAUGACGAAACAACCUUCGGCUAAGAAUUAUCGGAAUCCAUUUGAAAUACCCAGGCGAGAUCUCAUCGACGAAAUUGCACGAAUGCGAGAUAAUUUCCUACGAACACCGACGUUUGGAACUAGUGUGGUGAACAAGGAUUCAGGACAUUGCUUACCGAUUGCUGAAAUGGGUAACUACCAAGAAUAUUUGAAGAACAAGGAGACACCGCUUCGGGAAAUUGAACCAACGAACGUGAGGCAACACAUGUUUGGUAAUCCAUAUAAAAAGGACAAGCACAUGGUUAUGGUGGACGAAGCAGACUUGGGAGAUGUGGCGCCGAUUAAGCCGAAUCAGCCUAACACCCCGAAGAAGAUGGAACAGGGACGCAUGCGGAAACGAAAGGCUGGACCUAUAAGGAAAGAUUAUGUAUUUCGACGAACAUCAACUGAUUCACGUUCAAGCUGCUCAUCGUUGCCGUUGAUGUCAGAUGCUGAAGACGACAGCAUGUCAGAUACGUCGUCGACUAUUUCGGACGAACCUGAUCCAGAUCGUUUAGUUGUGGUAUUUGACUUCGAUCAGGAAGGCUUCACCCUGAAUGGACACGUUCAUGACUUCAUUAAUGGAGACUUCGAUGACUCCGAUGAAAGACAGCAACCAAGCACAUCACCUAACCUUCCACCUGCCAAUGGUCUUCUAAGUAAUAACAUGAUGCCGAGCUCAAUAGCAUUUAAUCCACCUGUGAUAGGUGGCGGAGUAGGUGGUAGUGGGAAUGGACCUCCCCCUGCGGCCUCCGUGGCACAAAACGGAAAUGCGUUCUUCUCACCGGCAAGCAGUAAUCCAGCUUUUCAUGGUGGUCCAAACGACACUAGUGACGCUCAGGAAAUUUCUAAAAUUCUCCAACAAUGUCAUAAUGGUGUUGCUGAAGCAACUGAAAUUCAAAAUGCAGACAAUAAAGUGGAGCCCAUCGAUGUGGAUCAGGAUGACGACGAUGAACAAGGUCCAAUGGUGAUCGAUACUACAAAGAAGGAAGAAGUCGACGAAGAGGCAGAGGAAGAACAAAAAGAGAAUAUAAAACGACAGAAUCUGGAAACGCGAAGUAUAAUUUUCAAGGAUAUUCGAAGGCCGGGACGUGAUUACUCGGCUCUGCUGGAUCAUCUGAGCAUGAUCAAAGGCAACUUUGAGACGAAAUUCAAUUUUAUUCAAAUGUGUAUAAACGAAUCACUACGUUUUCGUCGGAAGAAAAUGGCCGACAGUAUACAGGAGUGGUGGGAAAAGCACAUGGAUGCAACACUGGGUGGGACGGAAACAUCGUGAUUUUUGUAAAUAUAUAGAUAAGAAAGAUAUUCUUUCUUUUGGAUACGAGUUAGCCGUCGUUUCAAAGACAGAAAAAACAAAACAACGGUUGAUUAUUUCUGAUAAGAUCUUAUUAGGUACACGUUUAAGAAACAUCCAGGUAUUUAGCUAGGUGUACGUCCGCGCAUCUUUUUUCAAUUCUUUGAAAUCUAAUUUUACGACAAACGAGAAGAGAACACAUGAUUAGAAGUUAGAUAAAGUGUAGCCGAUAUUUUUAACAUAUUUUUCCCCCGAAUUCACUUUUAAUGAUUGUUAUCUAUUUAUAAAAGAAGAACGAGUUUCAGUA